UUACAUUUACCUAAGACUCUCUGUUAUCAUGGCUCGUACUAAGCAGACCGCUCGUAAAUCCACUGGAGGCAAAGCCCCGAGGAAGCAGCUCGCCACCAAGGCUGCCCGCAAAAGCGCCCCGGCCACCGGCGGUGUGAAGAAGCCUCAUCGUUACAGGCCCGGUACCGUUGCUCUGCGUGAGAUCCGUCGUUAUCAGAAAUCCACGGAGCUUCUCAUCCGUAAGCUGCCUUUCCAGCGGCUGGUCAGAGAGAUCGCUCAG
Cynoglossus semilaevis (tongue sole) is the source of this 259-nucleotide messenger RNA. Its product is annotated as histone H3, embryonic-like. The transcript has a single exon. Gene Ontology annotation, molecular function: structural constituent of chromatin; protein heterodimerization activity; DNA binding. The record is from RefSeq and is a predicted model, not a curated record. The annotation marks the transcript as partial. NCBI's taxonomy places the organism in Eukaryota, Metazoa, Chordata, Actinopteri, Pleuronectiformes, Cynoglossidae. Gene Ontology annotation, cellular component: nucleosome.